AUGCCGAAUAAAUCGUCAAAAUUGCUUACAUCAAAAACAGUUAAAAAAUUCCAUUCUCCAAAAAAAUCUACUACUACACCGUUCUAUUCUGGUAUACCAAGUGCGCAACGUGCUCUACAACAGCAGCGAUUAUUACUAUCUCGACAUUCUACCCGAGCAAAACGUGAUCUUGAACGCAUAACCGAGAAUGCACUGGAAGACUUCGUAGUUCCAGUUCAUUAUCACCCAUGGGAAUCGAAAUAUCACAAAACAAUUACUCGAGAAAAAUUUAUCAAAUCAAUGACAAAAGAUUCAUAUACACCCAUAGUACGAGUAAUUUCUCACGCUAUCGAAAAUGUAACAACCGAAACUGAAUGCUCUCCUGUUUUGAUAGCAGCUGAAGCUGUAAAAAUCGAAACAUUCAAUAUACAACAAGCACCGAGACGAUCUGUACCAAAUGUUGUUCGUUACUUAAGACGUACGGAACCAAUGCCACCUGCACCAUCUUUCACUCCAGUGAAAAUAUCAUCUCAAUCACAGCAUAAAAAAACGAUCAUCCCAGUUAUGAAUACUAGUAAAGUAGCGGGUACUGCUCCUAAUCUGAUUACGACGGAUCGAUUAUUAAAUCGAGCUAAAACACAUAACGACGAAUCCGUUAUUCGAAGGCCACCAAGAAAAUUAGUUUUGAAUGUUACUCAUGAAACAAUCAUGCCACUAUCAGUGUUUGGUUGA
Messenger RNA from Rotaria sp. Silwood2, 711 nucleotides. The record is from the annotation of a GenBank genome assembly. Lineage: Eukaryota; Metazoa; Rotifera; Eurotatoria; Philodinida; Philodinidae.